UGUCUCCGGCCCAGCGUUUCGACACCAGGGGCUCUGUCUGUUUUUUUUCCCUUUGGUUUUGAGGAUAUAUUUACACAUAUAUCCCUAAUUUUCUGAUAUUGAAUGACAGUCGACUCUGAACUAUUUAUGCCUAAAAGUAAAGCGCCAAAAAUGGAUGACCUGGACUACAUCCCAGUAGACCUGAGCCCAGAGGAGCGCUCUGAGUUGGAGGACAUCCGCAGGAGAAAGGGCGUCCUGCUGCAGGAGAUCCAGAGGCUCAGAGAGGAAUUAAGAGAGGCCAUUUUGGAGGUGGAGGGACUGGAGACCAGCACAGAGGGCAGUAAAACUCUACAGAAAAGCAGGCAUGUGGCAAUGGGAAGGAAGAAAUUCAACAUGGACCCAAAAAAGGGCAUUGUGUUUCUGGUGGAAAACGAGCUGCUCAGACACACUCCGGAGGAUAUCGCUCAGUUUUUGUACAAAGGAGAGGGGCUCAACAAGACUGCUAUAGGAGAUUACCUGGGAGAAAGGGAUGACUUCAACAUUAAAGUUCUUCAGGCUUUUGUUGACCUCCAUGAGUUCACUGAUCUCAACCUCGUCCAGGCCCUCAGACAGUUCCUGUGGAGUUUCCGUUUGCCCGGUGAAGCCCAAAAGAUUGACAGAAUGAUGGAGGCCUUCGCUCAGAGAUACUGCCACUGCAACCCCGGCGUCUUCCAGAGCACCGACACAUGUUACGUGCUGUCAUUUGCCAUCAUUAUGCUGAACACGAGCCUCCAUAACCCCAAUGUGAGGGACAAACCUGGAGUGGACCGCUUCAUCUCGAUGAACCGAGGCAUCAACGAGGGGGGAGACCUGCCAGAGGAGCUGCUCAGAAAUCUCUACGAAAGCAUUAAAAACGAGCCCUUCAAGAUUCCUGAGGAUGACGGCAAUGACCUGACACACACCUUCUUCAACCCAGACAGAGAGGGCUGGCUUCUGAAACUUGGGGGACGAGUGAAAACCUGGAAACGGCGAUGGUUCAUUCUCACAGACAAUUGCCUUUAUUACUUUGAAUACACCACAGAUAAGGAGCCGCGAGGUAUCAUUCCCUUGGAAAACCUAAGCAUACGUGAGGUUGAAGAUCCGAGGAAACCAAACUGCUUUGAGUUGUACAUCCCCAACAACCGCGGCCAGCUGAUUAAGGCGUGUAAGACGGAGGCUGAUGGGAGGGUAGUGGAGGGGAACCACAUGGUGUAUCGCAUCUCCGCCCCCACACCGGAGGAGAAGGAUGAAUGGAUCCACAGCAUCAAGUCUGCCGUCAGUGUGGAUCCCUUCUAUGAAAUGCUUGCAGCCAGAAAGAAACGUAUAUCACUGAAGAAGAAGGAGGAACAACCGUAGACGAUUCCCUUCAUUCUCUUUCCGUCUUCCUCUGUUCUUCACACCUCUCCUUCCAUCAUGGGACACAUGCUUUUGUCCUUGCUCUUUACUACCUGUUCAUAAGCUCUGCUUCCCCACCUUCCCCUCACCCAAAGUCAUUCUCUUUUUAAAAUGAGGACUCCUUGCUAUCCUGUCUGCCAGACUUUUGAAAGCCACAUUCAGAGUGCAGAGCUCACCCGCUGUGGCUGCCUCUUGGUUCUUACUCUACUGCUGUUUAUAUUCAGCCUGAUACACUACAGCCACAGCACACCGUCUGUCCCUGUCUUCUCACCACUUUCCUCUCUCUUUCAGCGUUUAAGUGAACUGUGAAACAUGUUGCAGGCCAUAUUCACACUGGUGUGAUUAUUUCAAUAACACAUUUAUUCCUGUUUUGGCCUUUUAUUUCCACAAAGCCAAUUUGUUAAAAUCGCUCCCCAAAUGUGGACCACUUUGCAAAUACUUGGAAUGAGGAAGAUUCAAAAAUACUAUGAUUAUCAUAAACUCAUGCAUUUGAUUGUCUUGAUCAGUUUUUAAGAAUCUUGACAUGCAGAAAGUUGCUUCGUAGAAAUGCUUAAGGUUGUUGGCUUGUGCAUGCCUAAUAGAAGACAUCUUGCAUUUGUCCAUGUUAUUGGCUUUUUAGCAUGUAUAUCUGAGUUUCACAAUACAAUCCAAAAAAUGCCAGUGUGGAUCAAGAACCUGUGAAACAAAAAGCUACUUGAGAAUUAUCUGCAUUAGUGUGAAUAUGGUCCUAUUCAGGGUAGCAAGCAGCUUCCGUUUCUUGUGAAUUAUUCUUUCAGAUGUAUGGAGGCUGCCUCCAUGAGAAAUUGCCUUUCUUGAUUGUGCGUACCCAAGACAAAAUGUGAAUUCACUAUUCAAUUACUAAUACGAUUUAGAUUCCGUUACGUCUGGUCAGAGAGGAGGAAAAUCAAAGCAGCAGCUGAUUUUAGAUUACUGACAUGUGUCCACUACUCAACAGCUUUAAAUACACAUUAGUGCUGUCCACUCUUAGAUACUUGAUGUGAGGAAAGUGUCACUGUUCAUGAUUGUUUAAAUUCGCCGAUUUAUAUCACCAGGCUGCUGUUAUAUAUGGCCGGGUGCUUUAGGAUUAAGAGAGGCAAACACAAGCCGUUUCUCUCCUUGCAGACAGUUUGUUGUUUUAGCUCAGAACAACAUAUUUUUGUUCUUCAGCAUGUUUGUUAACAUGUUUGAGCAAUAGUGAAGUAGAAAACCGCAGUCUGGAAGCUUUGUUAGCGAUUCCUUUAUAACACCAUGCUGAGCAACGAUCAUCAUGUCCUCUCAGAUGUAAUGUCACAGCAUGCCACAAAUCAUUCCCUUCUUGCUCAACACUACAAUACGAACGCUGACAUAAUAACCGUCAGACAUUUAACUGUCACAGCCGUGUCUGUCUGCUAUAGUGAGUUUCAAGAAGGCAGCUCAUUACGAUGUACACUUUUUGUAAAUAGAUGUUAGCAUAUUUGUUUACGAUACACAUAGAAAUGAUUUAAUUUAUUCUUUAUCUUUUGUUAAAAUCUGAUUUUUGUACAAGCUACUGUAGACCUGCAUGUUGAUAAACUGAGGCAUCAGUCGUAGGCACUGAUGCUUCGCUGAUCAUGCUAGCGUGCACUGAUUUGAAAAGUGUUAGUGUUCCCUGUCGACUUGGCAGAAUGGAAUUUAACGUGGAAGCUGAUUUAUGCAUAAAGUAGAUUGUCUUAAUUAUAGUUUCUUUGGAAAAUGAGGAGGUAUUUAGGAGAUGUUUUGUCGUCUGAUUUAAGUCUCGACCGUAGUGUUGGUUUUUUGAGUAAAUCAGACUCAGUAAAGCACAAACUGUAAUCAGUCUCACAGCCUGUUAAACUAAUGUCCAGUCUUUAUUUUAUGGGCUGCCCAUUGUCCUGCAAUAUUCCAUCACAUCACAGCGAUAAAAAUGAAAAGACAGCAAAACAAGGAACACUAAUAUAUCUUUGAUUCAUUACACAAUAGUAAAAUAAUUCAGAUGUAAUGAUUCAGUAACAAGUUUAGAUUUGUGUCCAGUGAUAGAUUUGCUUGACAUCCAGUUCAUAAACUGUUAUUUCUAGUAGUUUAUUGAAGUUGGCAUUUUAGAUGGUAGGAAAAAUAAUUGUCUACUGCACUUUAUCAAUUUUAAGCAUUUUGGUGAAAAUGCUGUUACUUUGACGAUACAACUCCAAUACUCUGUAGCACCCUCUACUGGUGAUCACACACACACACACACACAAACACACACUUUACUAUGCUUAUGGAUGAACCAUGAACUGUGUAGAAAUAUAUAUAACACCAUCACCUGGUCAGUUCCAGCUAUAGCAGCAACAUUUUCUGACCAACAUGUACUGUAUUUUCUCAUCUGAUGGAGAUCGUGUUGCAUGAAGCUGAAUGGGGUCUUUUCUCUGUGAUCAAAACAUGUAGAACUUGUUUUAAAGACACAGCAAUUGAUCGGUCCUUUAAGCACAGGUCUGUGAUUGCCUUUUACUCUCCCACUUCAUCAAACUGACAGAGGCCUAAUUUUGUAACUCCAUGUUUGUGCUUGUAUACAUCUCAUGGAUUUGUCUGUAGGCCUUCACGUUCUGGGUAUUCUUGAAGUGCAAAGUUGCCAAAAAAAAAAAAAACUGAUGUUUCCACUUAAACAAAAGAACGAACACUGAAAUGCCAGAACUGGUACUCUGUUUCUGAUUCCUUUGACCCCCAGAGCCACCUUUUUCAGAAAACUUCUUUAUUUUGUAUUUAUUUAUUUUUAUUUACAGUGAGGUGAAGAAGGAUAGAUCAUCUGUAAAUGUAGCAAAAGGAAAACCAUGAUACAUUGGUGCCAGUAAACUACUGUGUAAAAAUAAAAGGUAAACAGAG
Toxotes jaculatrix (banded archerfish) is the source of this 4224-nucleotide messenger RNA. RefSeq names its product cytohesin 2 (gene cyth2). The coding region runs from base 103 to 1353 and encodes 416 amino acids. Gene Ontology annotation, biological process: regulation of ARF protein signal transduction. The transcript is spliced from 12 exons. The record is from RefSeq and is a predicted model, not a curated record. Gene Ontology annotation, molecular function: guanyl-nucleotide exchange factor activity. Lineage: Eukaryota; Metazoa; Chordata; Actinopteri; Toxotidae.